Aquila chrysaetos chrysaetos is the source of this 2516-nucleotide messenger RNA. RefSeq names its product DEAD-box helicase 59 (gene DDX59). Lineage: Eukaryota; Metazoa; Chordata; Aves; Accipitriformes; Accipitridae. The record is from RefSeq and is a predicted model, not a curated record. The coding region runs from base 576 to 2450 and encodes 624 amino acids. Gene Ontology annotation, molecular function: ATP binding; nucleic acid binding; RNA helicase activity. The transcript is spliced from 9 exons.
UCUCCCGGCGAUGCGGUUUUCUCCUCCCGGGCCGAGUACGCGGGCCUGGCCACCCCCGGGAGCGGGGAGCCCGCCCGCGUUGCCCGCCCCCGCCCCGCCUCUCUGCCCGUGUAAGGCUGCGGGCGGCCGCGAGGGUUUCGCCUACCGCCCUCGGCCCAGCCCGCCCGGCCGCCAGUGAGGGCCGGCCGCGCCGUGCCGCUCCUUUCCGUGCAGCCGGGAGUCUCCGCGCCUUCGCUCGCUUCCCCUCGGCUCGCCCCGUCCCCGGCGCGCUGUCCCGGCUGCUCUCCCAGCGCUCUCCGGCGGCGGAGGGGCGGUGGCGGCUCCUCGCUUCCGCCGGCAGCUCGCCCGUCGCUGCUGGUGUGGGACGGCCGCCAUUUUGUGAGAAGAGGCGGCGGCGCGCCCGACGGCUAGUCGGUAGCGGUACGUGGGGCGACGUCUCUCCGCCGCCAGCGAGGAGGACCUUAGAAGAAUGCAUGUUUUGCUUCUAUAUCUCAUCUGAGAAACAACUAAACUCUCUGAGGAUCUAAAAUGACUGACUCUCAAAAUGGAUAAAUUUCCAGACAGUGUGCUGAAGCAUGUUUUUACCAAGAUCUGUUAAAGUCAAGAGGACUGCUGAUGAGGACAAAAAUUGUACAGCUAAGAAAAAUAGAUUGUCUUCUGGAGGGUCUUUGCUAGAGGAGACCACCGAGUUCCAAGACUGUAAGUCAGAUAGAACAGAAACUUCUGCUUCAAAAUGCAAUUUGAAUGAAGUUGUACAAGAAUGUACAGAACGUAUAGCUGGAGACCUUGGUGUUGCUAAUACAACUUCGGGAAAGGACAACCAAAAUAUUGAUGAAGAUAGCUCUUUGGAAGAACCCAUAAAAUCCUUCAGCAAAUCUCAGCGUUGGGCAGAACCUGGAGAACCUUUAUGUGUUGUGUGUGGUCGCUAUGGAGAGUACAUCUGUGAUAAAACAGAUGAAGAUGUUUGUAGCUUGGAAUGUAAAGCCAAACACCUUCUACAAACUCAAGCAAAGGAAAAAAAGCUAAAAUCUGAUCAACUCACAAAAGCAGAAUCUGAAGCAGAAACUCACCUGCUUAGUACACCUUAUUUCUACAAAGAUCAUUCCUUUAUUUUAGGUUUGCGAGAUGAGCAGAUUGAGAACCUUAAACUGCAGCUAGGUAUUGCUGUCCAGGGCCAGCAGGUUCCAAGACCUAUUGUAGAGUUUGAACACUGUGGUUUUCCUGAAACUUUAAACCAUAAUUUAAAGAAUUCUGGCUAUGAAGUCCCAACUCCCAUCCAAAUGCAAAUGAUCCCUGUUGGACUAUUGGGGAGGGAUAUUGUGGCUAGCGCAGACACUGGCUCCGGAAAAACAGCAGCCUUCCUACUCCCUGUUAUUAUGAAGGUUUUGAAAGAGACAGAAACUCCAUCCGCCCUUAUUUUGGCACCAACAAGGGAGUUAGCAAUUCAGAUAGAGAGACAAGCUAAAGAACUGAUGGCUGGUUUACCAAACAUGAGAGCAGUUCUCCUGGUAGGAGGUUUACCACUGCCACCACAGCUUCACCGUCUCAAGCAAAGUGUUAAGGUUAUAGUAGCAACACCUGGAAGACUUCUUGAGAUCUUAAAGCAAAGUUCUGUUCAACUGCAUGGCAUAAAAAUUGUAGUGGUGGAUGAAGUAGAUACCAUGUUAAAAAUGGGUUUCCAGCAGCAAGUGUUGGAUAUUUUGGAAGACAUUUCUCACGAUCAUCAAACCAUACUGGUGUCAGCCACGAUUCCAGUGGGCAUUGAAAACUUAGCAAAUCAGCUUCUGCACAAUUUUGUAAGAAUAACAAUUGGAGAAAAGAAUCUGCCGUGUUCCAAUGUUCGCCAAAUUAUCUUGUGGGUAGAAGAACCCUCUAAAAAGAAAAAGCUGUUUGAAAUACUAAAUGAUAAGAAACUCUUCAAGCCUCCAGUGUUGGUAUUUGUGGACUGUAAGUUAGGAGCAGAUCUGUUGAGCAAUGCUGUUCAUAAGAUUACAGGAUUGCAGUGUACAGCUAUGCAUUCUGAAAAGUCUCAGGUGGAAAGAACAGAUAUAUUACAGGGAUUACUUCAAGAGAAGUAUGAAGUUAUAGUAAGCACUGGAGUCCUUGGACGAGGGCUUGACCUUGUCAAUGUCAAACUGGUAGUAAAUUUUGAUAUGCCUUCAAGUAUGGAUGAAUAUGUACAUCAGGUUGGAAGAGCAGGGAGGUUGGGUCACAGUGGAACUGCAAUCACUUUUAUCAAUAACAACAGCAAGAAGCUUUUUUGGGAUGUCGUGAAGAGAGUAAAACCAACAGGCACCAUUCUUCCCCCGCAGCUGCGGAAUUCCCCGUAUCUUCAUGACCAAAAGAGAAGGGAACAACAGAGACUUAAACAAUUACAGAAUAGCCUUGUAACAGGGGAUAAUAUUAUGGACAUUAUUAGAAAACAUGACAAAAAUAAUUCUCAGAGGUAAUAAAGAUAUAUUUAUAGUUAUGUAAUUAUAAUGAAAGUGUGAUUAAAAAUAAACAUGGAAUUAUGA